UCCAUGUCUAUUGGUGAAACUUUAUUUGUCUAUUUGUUUAAUAAUGUAUUUGUCUUUUUUUUUUUGUUCUAUUUCAGGUGUAUAUUGUGUAUUUGUUCAGGAUUAGAUUUGAAGUAUGAGGAAUUAAUGAGUGUAUGUUGCUUUUUCAGGUAUGGGGUUAUUUUGACGUUUCAGAUACGAAAUUUGAAGGGAAUGGACCGUGCUUGGUGUCCUUGUAUGGGAAAAGUGCGUUAGGGAAUUUACUGACUUAUAUUGUUACAAUAAUAGCACUUGACGCGCGUGUACGCAUGCGAACGCACACACACACGCACACGCACACGCACACGCACAUAAACAGACACACACACACACACACAUAAACAGACACACACACACACACACACACACACACACACACACACACACACACACACACACACGUUCUUACUCACUACUCGUUCUUCCCCGUUACUCGUUACUCGCGUUACGUAUUGGCGACGCGUACUUGGAUGUUAAAAAAAAAAAAUCUUCGCUCAGGACCCCCAAGUCUCAAAGGGGACCUUCCUUGCUUGUGGCCUCUGUACUAACCUCUGUGAUAUUCUAGCCUGUGGGCCUCAAUAUAAGUCUGGAUUUAUAUGGAAAUCAGGCUUGUAUGAUAUUCCAGCCGAAUCUGAGUUGCUUUAUCCAGCCUCAUCUAAUUUGAAAUCUAAUAUCUGUAUUGAAAUCUGUAUUGAUAACUAACCUCCAUGCAUCUAAGUCGGGAUUUAUAUGGAAAUCAGGCUUGGAUGAUAAUCUGAUCUGAAAUCUAUCUUCUGUGAUCAUCCAGCCUUAUCUAAUUUGAAAUCUAAUAUCUGUAUUGAAAUCUGUAUUGAUAACUAACCUCCAUGCAUCUAAGUCUGGAUUUAUAUGGAAAUCAGGCUUGUAUGAUAAUCUAUCUUCUGUGAUAAUCCAGCCUUAUCUAAUUUGAAAUCUAAUAUCUGUAUUGAAAUCUGUAUUGAUAACUUAUCUAAUUUGAAAGCCAGCCUGCAUCUAAGUCAGGAUUUAUAUAUGUAAAUCAGGCUUGUAUGAUAAUCCAGCCCAAUCUGAUUUGAUAAUUGUGAUAAUUAAUUUUUAUCUGAUUGGAAAUCUAUCUUCUGUGAUGAUCUUUAUCUGAUCUUAAAUCUAACCAAGAUGGAAAGCCAGCCUUUGGUUCCCUCUAAAUCUAAAAUGUAUGGAAGAAAGACAUGAAUUACGUGACGCGUUUUUGUUCGGUUAUUUAGAUAAAAACAUCUAAAUCGGGUUAUAUAUUCACACCCACAUACAUAUAUGUGUGUAUAUGUAUAUAUAUAUAUCUCUAUAUAUGUCUCCAUAUAUAUAAUGAUAAUAAUACACACACACUUUUCUCAGAUACGCUCAUGACUGACGUACACAGCAAAUAUUUACGCAUUGCAUAUAGAAAUAACCCCCACCCCCCUAUAAAUAUAUAUAUAUAUAUAUGUAUAUGUAUAUAUAUUUAUAAAUAAUAUCGAUACACCACAUAUCAAAGGCAAAAGCAGAAAAAAAAAAAUUAAGAGAAAGAAAGAGAUAUAAGAAAAUACGAAAAAAUAUACAUAAACCCACCUUUAAGAAAAAUAAAAAGAGAUUAUUUAAAUAUUUAAACGGAAUUCUCUCAGUGGCCAACAGCAACAGCAACGCAACAACAACGAAGAUUGGGUUGCUAAUCUCACGGCCAAUGUCGUCAAGGGGAUUGUGAGCUCCAAUCAGCGGGACGGCAACCAACCCCAAGCAAUGGUUCAACCCUCAGCCAACAACAAUAACGAUAUGGUGUCGAGCAUCACCUCGGGGAUUGUGCAAGGGCUGGUGAGAGGUCAGCUUAUGUCAAGCAAUAUGACCCAGGAGAAUGCCGUGCCCAAAGCAGACGACGUGACAGUGGCAAACAUCGCCUCGUCUGUCGUCAAGAGCCUUUUGAGCGACACCGACAACCGCCCCGGGGGGGGGUCGAGUGCCGCGGAGAGCCUCGCCACGUCAGGCGUCGACAAGGAGCUGCUGGCAGGCAUUGCCGGCGGCGUCAUGGCAGGCCUGGCAAGCAACCGCAACCACACCGCCCACCAGCACGGGGGGGUGGUGGGGGUGGCCCCUCCCCCACCCCGGGACUCGGUGGUGGCCAACGUCACCACCAGCGUCUUGAGGGGAAUCGUGAGGUACUUCCGAAGGUCUUAUUAAUUAUUGUUAUUGUUAAUGUUAUUAUUAUUUAUUUAUUAAUGUUAUCUGCUUAGUUAUGAUUGUUAUUAUUUAUUUAUUUUUGGUAUUAUUGUUAUUAUUGUUAUUAUUGUUGUUAUUAUUUGUUAUUUAUUAUUAUUUUAUUGUUAUUAUUUAUUAGGGAAUCUUGAGGGGAAUCGUGAGGUACUUCCGAAGGUCUUUUUAUUGUUAUUAUUAUUGUUAUUAUUGUUAUUAUUUAUUAUUGUUAUUGUUAUUUUAUUGUUGUUAUUGUUAUUUUUA
Molecule: messenger RNA, 2457 nt
Organism: Penaeus chinensis
Lineage: Eukaryota; Metazoa; Arthropoda; Malacostraca; Decapoda; Penaeidae
Exons: 5
Coding region: 1747-2181 (144 amino acids)
Source: RefSeq, a predicted model, not a curated record